GCCAUCUCCUCUGACACUGGCCCCGCUCACCGCAAACUUCUUCAAAGGGAACAUUUGUUCUCCUCUCAAGGAGACAGGCACAUCCCCUCCCCUGCUUUCAAGUCCCGGCAAAGGCGCCAGUCGGCAUGAGCGCUCUUGCUUGGAGCCUGCCAAUUACGCCAGUCCCGGAACACAGCCGAGCUCUCGUGUGGCCGCGCGUUUCAGCCGACAGGAGGCUGCCUGAGCCCCUCCCGCCAAGCGGCUCCGUGCCUGUCACCCCCGCCCCGUGCCUCUCUGUGUGGUGCCGUCUGCACCCCGUCCCCGGGGACCCCGGGCGCGGCCCCUCCACCAGCGACGACGGACCCAGGCCACAGAUAACGGUAUGCGGUUUCUGUGACGUCUAUCAAGGUGACAUCCUAAAACUAGAAAGAGGAAGUGCGCCAGGAGGAGAGACGGCCCACGGGAGCCGUGAGACCCCACCCCCUCGUACCCCCUCAGGGACCGAGACCGGCCGCCCCAGCAGGGUGGUGGGGACGGUUCGGGGGCCAGUUCCACGUGCUCCACUUUCACAGGGGCGUCAGCAGCAACCCGACACCAGGCGGGCUCUUGGGACCCCUCCACGGCCUCGGCCCCUCCUGAUCCUCCCGCACAGCAUACCGUUGCACACAGGGCGCAGCCAUCAGAGCAGCGCAGCUGGCGCCUCCACGCCUUAUCCGCAUCCCCUGCAGCAGCACCUCCUGCCUGGGCCCAUCCCCGGGCUCCAUCUGUGCCCAGCUUCCUCCUGGCUGGACUGAGUCCUGUGGCAUUGUGGCCGAACAUGUCAUCUGCCGUGGUCCUCUCAACGCGGUUUGGUUUUUUUUCCUUAUUAAUAUGGAGGGUCUGCUGGGAGCCCUCCCAGCAAGGGGCUUGGGGUCUUGCCUUAAGCCGGGCCCCCACAAACUUGAUGGAGAUGGAGAUUUGCUGAGGGAGGGUCCUGGGGCUGGGGGGCAAGGCAGGGCGGGGGAGGAGUUGGGGUGCGAUGCGUCCCCGACAGAAGCUUCUGCGGCCCACAGGUGCUCUGGAGCCUCCGUGGCUUCGGGGUUGUCCCCCAUGCUGAACAGUCGUCAACUUGCUAGCGUGAGACCCAGGAGAGGGACUCAGCUGUGAGCCGUCUGUCGCCACCACCCCUCAGUCCCCAAGGAGGUUGGGGCAGCGCCAGGCUGUCGUAUGCUCUCGGGCAGCCUCGCUGCUUGGUAGGCCCUGGAUCCAGGGUAGGCGGGAAUGGAGCCUCGCUGUGCUGGACUGAACUGUGUCCCUCCCCUUCCUGUGCAGAAACCCUAACUCCCACCUCAGGUGCGGCCUCAUUUGGAGUUAGGGUCUUUAAAGAGCCUGAGUUCUAGCUGAAGGUUCUGCAAGCUGGAGGAAGGAAGGAAGAUGUGAGCCACUGCAGGUUUGGAGGAUGGUAAUUAAUGUUAAAGGCAUUCAGUAAUUUAAUGGGACAGGCUGUAUUUUACCCCGCGUGUCUCUGGCAUUUUUAGUCCCCUCUCAGGUUUGUCCUUGGCACGGACACUAUUGGCUGAGGACGUUUUCCUGAAGCAACUCUGAGGUCCAGCUGCCCACCUCAGGGCUGGGGCGGAGGUGAAGUUAGUGCUGAUCAGAUUCUCUCUGAGCAACAGCCAUGAGCAGAGGCCAGAUAGCCACAGAGGGCCAGGGCUCUCCGGGCAGCAGCUGGCUGGCACUGGCACUCGGGCGGGCACACGGGCGCUCCCUGCCCAGCACUCCCUGCCUGGCCCCUUCUGCCACCGGGGCUCCUGGGUCUGCUCUCUCAGUGAACAGCCUUCCCUCCUCCAACCAGCUCAGACACCCCCUCCCCCCACCCUAGGUGCAUGUCUGGCCUCUCCAGGUGGCUCCUGCGUGGGGUGAUUCAGCUUCCUCACAGCAUGGUGGCCGGGUCCCAAGAGUGAGUGCCCAGGAUAUCCAGGCAGAAGCUGCAGAAGUCACAUUUUAGCUUCAGAAGCAGUCACAAGUCCCCACCCCCAGAUUCAAGGGGAGGGGACACAGGCUCCAUCUCUUGAGGGAAAGAAUGUGGGUGCCAGUUUUAAAACAUCCUCAGCAGGGUACCCUCCCACGAAGGUGCCCAGGCAGUGCUGGGACGGGAAGACCCUAGAAUUUCGGCAAACCGGUGCCUCUCGGACACUAUAUUUCCAACCACAGAUAGAUAAGUCGGGGGGGCAGAGAAGAGUGCUUGGACCCCAAGGGGGGUCACAGGGACCUCGGCCUCCCCAUCCAUGGCUCUCUGGCCCAGGACCCCUCCUGUACCCCACAUGGCCACCAGGUUGUCCAUUGGACUCCAAGGAGGACCAGCCAGAGCUGGGAUGGAAGGCGAGGUGUGCCCUGAGGGUGGACGUCCCCGGCAGCCCCCACUCCGUGCACGAGCACAGCCUCCCUGUCAGCUUCUUUGAAAGUUGAGAGCGUCUUUUGUAUUGCAAAGGCCAAAGGGCCAAGCACGCCUUUAAUUAAAAUGCACGUCCUUUAAUUAAAGGCCUCAUAACACAUGAAGGGCAUCCACUGAAAUACGAUGUGUGACAUAGUCAUUACCCUGCUGUUAAUUACUAAUUAAUGAAGCUAUUUCAAUUAAUAGCUUCCCCACCGUCGCUCCCCCUCGGACAGGCCCCCUGCUGGGCACGUCGGAACACAGACCUCGGCUCCGCGCCAGCAGCCGGCGAUGCUGAAUAUUCAUGCCUUGACUUCCACGCUUUACAAUUAAACACAAUAAAGUAAAUUCCCAUCAAAAGUAUAU
Molecule: messenger RNA, 2758 nt
Organism: Pongo pygmaeus (Bornean orangutan)
Lineage: Eukaryota; Metazoa; Chordata; Mammalia; Primates; Hominidae
Product: cadherin-related family member 5-like
Exons: 5
Coding region: 126-773 (215 amino acids)
Source: RefSeq, a predicted model, not a curated record